Molecule: messenger RNA, 5047 nt
Organism: Silurus meridionalis
Lineage: Eukaryota; Metazoa; Chordata; Actinopteri; Siluriformes; Siluridae
Gene: zbtb10
Product: zinc finger and BTB domain containing 10
Exons: 4
Coding region: 284-2326 (680 amino acids)
Biological process (GO): regulation of transcription by RNA polymerase II
Molecular function (GO): RNA polymerase II cis-regulatory region sequence-specific DNA binding; protein binding; DNA-binding transcription factor activity, RNA polymerase II-specific
Source: RefSeq, a predicted model, not a curated record
GAGAUGCAUUGUGGGGAAAGUCGUUGCCAUUCGACCUCUGCAGGGCCUGCGCGGACGCAGCCAGAACCCUGAAAUUCAUUAUGCCUUUAAAACCCCUAUUUAUUUCCGCAUAACCUACAUACUCUCACCAGGAGGCCAGGGCGAGGAAACCCGGUCAUUUAGAUGCGGGUUAUUUAUUUCUGAACAACUACAGAAUAAAUCGGGAGCGGUUAUAAUAAGUAGAAUUUGUUACGGGAAAAAAAUAGUUUUGUAAUAUAUUAAGGGAAAAAAAAAAAAACACAACAUGUCUGGAGAGCGAAACCGCAGGUCGCUGGCUUUCCGAGGAGGCGGAUUAGCCGCUACGGGCUCCAGUGGCGUACGCGGCAGCAACGGGGACAGCUGCGAGGCCCAGGCCUGGAUGGAGCGACGAUUGAACGGUAACAGGCCGGAUCAAGACGACGACAGGGAUCUCGGUGCGAAAACGGGACCGUCGCCCGGGCAAGUAGAGGGCGGAGGGUCGGUCAGCGACAGCACAGAGCCGGAGGCUGAGGAGGAGGAAGACCCGGAAGGGAGCAAGCGCGCGGCCGAAAGAGACUCUGCCAACAGCCGCGGCUGGACCGCCGUGACGCCCGAGACGACCAGCUGGAGCGCCGGGAACGGCAUGAACGGGGACGACGGAGCUGCCGGCACGGUGGACGUGCGACGCGCCAGCGACUCCAGGAAGCCCUUCGUUGAAAUGAGACCUCAGACGCUCCUUCUCAAGCACUCGCUCUUCCAAGCCGGCUGGCUGCACGAGUUUCCCUGGCUGAAGUUUUGCCACGAAACGGGACUCAUGUCGUGCUCGUGGUGCCACAACAUCGCCACUAACAACAGCGACGAGCUGGUCAAAGGGUGCCGGAAUUAUAAACGCGCCCUGCUGCUGAGACAUCACCUGUCCUCCGAGCACGGCCGGAACGACCCGACCAAACAGGAACCCGAGAGUCUACAAGACACAGAGGGCACUGAGGUGGAGGACUACAGGAACAAGCCAAACGAGAACUCGUACUGCUACCAGCUGCUCCAGGAGCUGGACAAGCAGCGCAAAAGUGGCAUCCUGUGUGACGUGAGCAUUGUGGUUUGCGGGCAGGUCUUCCGUGCGCACAAGAACAUCUUGGUGGCAGGAAGCCGCUAUUUCAAGACCCUCUACUGCUUGACAAAAAGUGAGAACCUUGACCAGGCCACAAUCACACACCUAGACGUUGCUGCCGUACAGGGUUUUUCGGUCAUCCUUGAUUUCCUGUACUCGGGCAACUUAUUGCUCACAAGCCAGAAUGCCAUUGAGGUGAUGUCCGUGGCCAGCUACUUGCAGAUGAGCGAGGUCGUGCAGUCGUGCCGUGCUUUUAUCAAAGAUGCUCUGAACAUCAGCAUCAAGCAGGAGGCACCUGACUCUGUGCUAGUGGACUACAACAAGCGUCGUGCCGUGCCCAAAGACGUCAAGAAACCUGGCAAUUUCUGGGCCACCAGCAUCCUGUCCAAGCUGUCGAUUAAAGCCAGCGGACAUGUAAAGGAGGAGCCGAGUGACGUGGCUGUGCCAUCGCUGGGAACGUCGGCCUGGAGUGGCGAAAACUCUGUGGAAUCCGGGGAGACGCAGACACAGGGAUCAGCACCUGUCUUCGUCUGGAACGAACUACCUCCAGGUGCUGGGGCUGCUAUGAAGAGCGAGGAGCGACACGAGCCCGGCAGCGGCAGGCGGAAAAAGCAGAUUGCCAGACGCUUUGUCUACAACAUCCCACCUGAGCCAGAGGAGGGCUUUGACGAGGGCAUGUUCAUUCAGCCGUCAGCAUCCUACACCAGAGAUGACUACUCUUAUCUCUCAGAGAAAACAGGUGAAACGUCUGACACGGCCCUGAACAAGCUGAAGUGUCCCCAUUGUAACUACAUAGCCAAGCACCGACGAACACUAAAGCGCCAUCUGAUCAUCCACUCAGGCGUGCGCUCCUUCAGCUGCGACAUCUGCGGCAAGCUCUUCACCCGCCGAGAGCACGUCAAGAGACAUUCCCUGGUUCACAAGAAAGAUAAGAAGUACAAGUGCAUGGUAUGUAAGAAGAUCUUCAUGCUGGCGGCGAGCGUGGGGAUCCGUCACGGCUCUCGGCGCUACGGCGUGUGCGUGGACUGUGCUGACUCGCACCAGGCCACACAGGAAGGGCUGGAGGCCAUGCAGGAGCUGGAGUUCAGCCGCGACGAAGACUUCGAGGAGAACGUCGAGGGAGACGAGGACAUGGGGGAGGAGGCAGACGCCGAGGAACCCAACGACAAUGACCAAUCCAACUACGAGGGUGACGCAGGUGCCACCCCUGAGGAGGACUAACAUUAAUGCAACUUAAAAAAAGAUAUAAAUAAACAACAAAAAAAAGCUGGGAAACAAUCAACAACUCCAAAGUGCUAUCAAACCUCACGGUUGCACAGUAGUGUGUAUGUGUAAAAGAAUAAAAAAACGCGUUUGGUAGAUAGGGACUUGAAGAUGUAAAGAUUAUGUGUGUGACAGAGUCUAAGGCCUGCUGCCUGUUAGAGAAAGAGAUAAAAAUGACGAUAUAUGAAAAUCAGGUUUUUCAGUGAUGUAUUUUUUUUUUUUCCUUCUUCUUUACUAGGGUCUGAUGGUGUACAGUGUUUUAAGUUACGAUAGGCCAAUCAUCUUAAAGAUAUUAUUUAAUUUAUGAAGAAAGUUAAUAUGGUCUUACUAAAAUGAUAUUAUUAUUAUUAUUAUUUUUCUUAUUUUCUUUUCCAUGUCUGAUCAGAGAGGUUCCGUUUUUGCGGCUGCGCUUCCUGGCAAGUCUGAACUUCCACGACUUCUGUCUGUCCUGAUUUUAAUGACAGCAUUUGGGGACAUUGCUUACACAGGAAGCUUUUAUUUCCUUUUAUUUUCCAGUUGUGUAGAUAUAUUUUAGUUGUCGUAAGAAGACCUACGAAGCUAUUUUUCCUUUCCUUGUUGUUUUUUUUCUUUUGUUGUUUUUUUUUUUUUUCCUGCACAAAUCUUGGAACCAAAAAAAUCUGUUUUGUGACUCUAAUAGACCACAGCCAUAUUUAUGAUUUAAGUUAUAUUGGGGCUGUGCCAUUGUGCCAAGCAGAACGCACACUGAGAUUUGGCAGGAGGCGAACUACUGAAAAUGCUGAGAGUAAACAUAAAGCAGAGACAAAAAAAAAAAAAAAAGUAAAAAAAAAAAGUAUAAUGGGAAUAUAUUAUUGCUAGCUUUAUAUGAAUCACAGCGUCACCGUAACACUUUAUAGAGCAUUUUGACAUUCACUUAAAGCUUGAAUUUUUGCCAAAUGACGGAAACGUUUGGUGCUGUAAUGCUUGUUUUUUUUGGUUUGUUUUUUUGUUUUGUUUUUUAAUACUGGACCUAAAAGCUGUAUAUGAUAUUAAUAAUCGUAAAGCCUACUCAACUCAGAUAUUUUAAUCAGCUCUAUAUGUAACACUGUUGUGCUAAAGAGCCGAUCAGGUAUGCUUUUGCCAUUUUUAUGUUUUAUUUAAUGCACAUGCGCACACAUACAUACCAUUUUAAUUUUAUUGUAUUUUACUUUCAAAUCAAAUCUACCGGCAGUACAGUAACAACGACCCAAAGUUUCGGACCUUUCUGAUUUAGUGUGAUGAGGUACUGAGCAUACUGAUAAUCACUUGAAUGCGUGCGUGCGUGUGUGUGUGUGUGUGUGUGUGAGGAAGGUAAUCGUGAAGAAUGCUGAUUGGUUGGGAUGUAUGAAGUUUGUUUUGUAAAAGACUUCAUUUUCGUGCAAAAACAAACAAAAAAAAUUCUAUUUACAGCUAUUUUAUUUGACGCGACGUCAUGUUUGUCUGCCGAGAAAGAAACACUUUGGUCAUGCUAAUGUAAAGUGGAGCUCUAUGGAGAGUCAUAGUCCCGCACUUACUACUUUACAUUCUUUUUUCUUUUGUUCUUUUUCAUUUUUCUCCUUAUUUCCCCAAAGCCGGUCUGGAUGGAAAUAAAUAUAACUUUGUCCAUGUGCAAAUUUUCUUUCUUUUUUUUUUUUUCUUUCUUUUGGACAUUUCAUUAUUUAAUAUUAUAUAUAUAUAGAUUCCAAAAUGCAAUCAAGACUGUUAAUUUCUAUUUGUCCUACCAAAAUCAUUGUUGAAUUAAUGUUGAAUUAAUGUAUGAGAAAGCCAGGUAACCUGUUUAGUGUGAAUCCUUGCUUGUGUGUAUGUAAUUGUCAGAUUUAAAUGUUUUUAUUCUAAAAAAAAAAAAAUCAUUCACUUUACCCUAGAUGCAUAUAUUGUGUUUUUUUUUCUUUCUUUUUUUUUUUUGGUUUGUAUUCCUUUCUAUAAUGUUUUACUUUUUCUAUUUUCAUUUCAUCAAGCAGAUUUUUCUAUGAAAUAUUUGUGGUUUGAAACCUGGGAACAGCAGUUUCUGGUCAUAUGCAGUGGAUAUAUUGAAGUGCUAUAAUGAUACAAAGUAUGUCUAUCUUUUCCCUUUACUUCAGAUGAACAUGUAUUUUGAAAGCUCUAUAGAAGAUAUUCAUCCUGUUUGUAUUAUUUACCUUCAAUCACUGUGGGAGGGAUAUAUUAUAUAUAGAUAUAGAUAUAUAUAUAUAGGUGAAGUAUAUGAGAUAUCUAUAUAUAUAUACACAAAUAUAUAUUAUAUAGAGAUAUUUAAGUUGAUCUGAAUGAUUGGAAUCUGGGCUAAGCUUUUGAUGUUCUUUCUGUUCAUCUGUGUAUUUGUUCACACACACUUCUUUCACAUUACGUCUGUGUUUCUGAUGAACUUGAGAUGACUUCCUCUUUACAUUUUACGCUAUAUGUGGGUAUAAUCAACAGAAAAAAAAGCAGAACACUACAGAUGAAGGGUUUUUCCAGCUGUAUUUUUUUAAAGCCGUUUCAAAGAUGUAUUUUUCAACGCUCUUACAGUGGAUGCAAAACGAGCCCACGGCUCACCUCAUACACAAAAGCAAAUCAGGUUACUCUUUUUAUGUUUUUUUUUCUCGUCCUUCCAAUGUUUUAAGAUGAAUACAUUUUCCUUUCUGUUUCAAUUGUACUACUGUUCCUCUAUAAUAAAUUUUAAAAUAAAACUUUGAUAUUGCUCUA